CGCCGGAGCGCCUGCCCGAGGCGGGGUGUCGGCUUAAGGACGCGGCCGUGGGGCUCCGCCGGGUCGCUGCGAGGGGGGGAGCGCUGGGUGCCGCCGCCGGCGCGGCGGGAGGCUGGAUAGCGAACGCGGCAGGCAGGCUCUGAAGGCAGCGGCAGCGGUCAGCUUUAGCCGGCGGAGUCUCCGCGGCGUGGCUAGAGCGAUCGGCCAGUGCGCUGGUGGGCCCGCAUUAAUUGCACUGAAGCAAAAAAUGAUUGAUGGAGAUCGUUUGCUGACAGAGUAUCAACAGAAAUGCACUGAGCUUCAAUUUGCUGAACGAGAGAUCUCUGCUCUUCGUUGCCAAGUGGAGCAGAUGCUACAGAAAAUCCUGCCUCUGGAAAAAUGCCAGGAAGAGUUGGGUUCCUUGAAAGCAGAGUUGGAAGAGAAAAAGAGUUCUCUGAAGAUUUAUCGGGAGAGUCAACUAGAAUAUGUUAAAAUUAAAGAAGAAAUAGUAAACAGUGAUGCUGUGAGAAAGAAACUGGAAACAAAAGUGAAGAAACUUGAAGAGGCUGCAACAAAGCAUACUCAGGACUUCAGACAACUGAAAACUGAAAAGAAGAGGCUUGAAAAGGAGCUAAAGAAGGCACAAGGAAAACUUGAUGGUGUACUUAAAGAGAAGUUCAGAAAAGUUAAGCAUGCAGAGACCCAGAGUUCAAGUCAAGAUCUUACAGCAGAUAUAGACAAAGGAAAAAUAAAGCUUUUGUUAGAAGAACUCUGGAUGUGCAUUGAUAGCGCAACAGGAAAAAGAGAGAAUCAGGAAAAUUAUCCUGUCUUGGCUUCUGUUCAGGAUAAGGCAUGGCCUGAAAAAAGAAGACUGACUGUUACAGAAGAAACUGUACAAAUCCACCAAAAGAUCAGGAAGUGUGAUGGCAAAACGCUACCUUGGUAUUCUUCACUGGAAAGUGCUGGAAAGCAAAAUUCUGUAACAGCCAUGCAACUUCAAGCAGGUACUGAGCCUUUUGGAGGUGACUGUGUUGAGAACAGGACUAGUGAAGAAUGUCUGCACGGUGGUGAGGAUAAAACUGUAGAUGUGAUAACACAGACAGAUGGAGCACACAGCAGUUCAGACUUAUCCGAUCAGGAGCAGAAGGGCCUGGGUGGAAAUGUGAUGGAUAUUUUGAAUUGGGCCAGGCCUCUCCCUGCUUUGCUUUCUCCAGUACAGCUUUCACCAGUAACUACACAGGAUAUAUUGUUUGGAGAAAUCACAGGUUCCAGUGAUGAAGAAGUUGAUUGCGGUGCUUCUGCAGUGGAGGAUAUUUUACAAGAUGACCAAGAUCAGAGUUGUGAUGUGUUCAGCCUCGACGAGGAGUGCAGCAAACAGAGCAGAUCAUGUGAGCAUGGCCUUGGUGCAGAAAUCUCACAUAGCCUAAGUUGGAAUGAAAAGAAUGUUCAUAUUGGUCCAAUGAUGUCAAGCAAGGAGGAGAGAGAUGCUGAAACAAAGCAAGCUGAAGUUGCUUCUUUAAUUACAAACAUGGAAACUAACAAAGAUUGCUUGGAGAAUUCUGAUAAUAUAAAAACUGAGAAGAGAGAACUAACUGAUGCAACAGCACAUGAAUCGGAAGCCAUCAAAGAACAGAAAGGAGAUAGUGAGGACACGCACAGUGAAGAGGGUUGUUCUUCAGCUGAUUUUAUGUUAAACAGUUUCAAGCCUCAGAAUCAGAUGGAAAAAUGUAGUGAGGUAGAGCAAACAGAGGAGAAUGUCAUCUUAAUUAGAGCUGUUGCUUAUGAAAAAUCACAUGAAAAGCAUGGUGAAUUAAUGAAAGCAGAAAGAGAUAGAUUAUCAAGAGAGAGAGAAACUCCCAGGGCAGUUUCUGUUCCCCAAAAUGUUGCUCAUUUGCCAUCUGAGCAAUGUAUUAUGCUUCAAAGUGAAGAUUCUGAGGAGCAAUCUGAUGUGUUGAUACAGAAUGAAGUGGUUGAAAAUGAAUCAAAAAAUGUAAUCCAAGUGACUAACAUGGCAAGUGAUGUAGGGGAAGACAUAGAACAAAUGAUAAUUGGAGAGGAAAUAACAGCUGCAAUAGAGGUGAAAGGACUCUCUGCAGAGGCAAAUAACGAGAGAGAACUGUCUGAAAAUGUAUUGUCUGAUUUCAGUAGUUCAAAAUCCUUCCCUGAAGUGAAGUGUCCUAAAGAACUAAUGAUGCAGCACACUGGGGAGAGAAUAAUUAUAGAGACUGAGGCAGACGCUGGAGCUGUUGAGAUCUCUGCACACUCUCAGUCCUCUGAAUUAAACCGUGACAAUGAAGAGAUACUGGAGAAACAAUGUGUACAGACAGUAAAAGAUGAAGCGGACAGAGAACGCAAACCAGAGACUGUUAAGGUUUCUAAACAUUACUUAUCUGUAUCUGCUAUAGAAGGAAUCAGAAAUUUACUGAGUAUGGAUGAUAUAGACAAAAGUGUAGGUAUGGAGAGGGCUGCUUUGUCAGCCUUUCCAAAGGAGGAUGAACAGCUCAGAACGGAAGACAUUAGUAUAACCAGACCCGAGACGACUGAACUAGCCAUGAAAUUUAACAGAGAAAGUGUUCUAGAAAUAGCUGAACCAUCAGAGCUACGCCAUAGUGUAGAAAAUGGAGAAUUAGUAGAUAUAAAGGAGGAGGUAUAUUUAAAAGGCAAACCACACCAGGAAGAAAAUGUUAGUAAUUUACUGCAGGGGAAAUCAGACUUGGGAAGUAUACUUGUGCUACCGAAGAUGGCAGGCAUUAUUGAUACAGAAAGCAGUGUAGCUAAGUGUGAAUCCUCUGUGUUAGAUUUGACAGAAAUAAAAGGUGAAAUAAAACAACCUGAAAACCUGUGUAGUACAUUGGAACAUGGGUUGUCCAAAUCUCAAGACUUGGGAGUGUUUGAAUCUCGGACUGAAUUCAAAGUUAAUCCAGAACAUUUUGGAGAGGAAAGCAGUGAGCUGUUAGAAAGAGUGGAUACCAUUGAAUCUGUCUUAGUAGCUCAGGCACAGUAUGCAAAACCUCUGAAUCAGUUCUUGGUAAUUGAAAAUGUUAAAUGUGAUGAAAUAAAAGGGGAAUUAAAUAAACAAAGUAAAGAAUUGUUGACUGAGACUUGUUCCAGUUCGUUUAACUGGGAGGAGAAUGUUGUGAAGAAAAAUAGCAUUUCAGAGAUCAUCUGCCAGCCUGCUUCAGAAAUGGAUUUUAAUAGUGACCUGGCUUUUUCUUCUCAAGGGGACUUGGAGUUGGACUCUAUAAAUGCUGAAGAAACAGAUUCUUCUGUGCAAUUGGGAAUUGGCUUGGAAUCCACAAUGCCUCCUGAUAUAAAUUUCAGUCUUCAGAAAGUUGUCAGUUUUGCUAAAACUAAUUUCACGGAAAAGGAUGCUUUUUCCUGUACGUGGGAAAGCAAAGGGGACAAAAAUUGUGUUGCAGGUAGUGCAUUUAACUGUUCUUCAGAAAGCUUGGAAGAGGGUGCUGAGAUCCUGUCUGCUGAAAAAGACAUGUGCAAAGAACUGGACUGCUCUGAGAGGGGAUACAUACACAAAAAUGAAGUGAAAAUUUUAGAUGAGGAGGAACAGCCAGUAGAUAAAGGACCUCAGGCAUCUGUUAAAUCACAGAUCCUGGAUGCAGAUUCUUGUAAUAAGAAUAUUUCUCUUCUCCAAAAGUUUGAUUGUCAAGAAUCAGGAUGCAGGACUUCUAUGUGGGAGGUUACAACAGAUCCUUCUAGAACUGGUUCGCCAACAGCCAGGGUAGAAAGCAAAGAACUGAGUAGUUUUGAGGCAGCUGGGAAAAAUGCCAUAAAAAGGUCUACAAAUCAUUUUGAUAUGUCAGAGCAGAGCAAUGAAUCUGAAGAGAAAGACUGUUCUAUACAAAAAGUUAGAUGUGCAAAACGUUCUGAAUGUGUUCCUGUGUUCAGAAAGGAACUGAGAGCUUCCAGGAGAAUUGCAGUGGGUGCUCUGGAAACUGGUGCAGUUGUUGAUGGUGAUGGCCAAGUAUGUGAACUUCCUUCAACAACGCACCCAGGAGAUGCCUUGGCAGUUAGCCAUCUAAGAGCAGACUCUGUGGUGGAUGUGGAUACACACCGUGAAACUAACAGCUCUCCAGGUACUGCAAAUGAGUUAUUGAGUGGUGUUGGGGAGGGAGACUUAGCCUCUUCGAAAAGUGAGUGUCUGUUAGUAACCUCUGAAAAUAAUGAGGGUGCUUACAAAUGCACGGUAGACUCUAACAGAGCUGAAUGCAUCAAUGAUGGUGUGGAAAAUCUGUUAAAAACUGGGACAUCAAAAGAAAACCCUGUGAUGCAAAGUGCUUCAAAAAAUAGAUCGCCACUAUGCCACAAGCUAACCAGUUUCUCAAAAACUAGCAGACUGGGUAUAAAAACCAGUAAACUAAAUACAGGAAUGUUAGCACUUGGCAGUUCCUUAGAAGAAAAUUAUUAUGAAAAACUUGAGUCAAAUAUGGAGCAGAGUCUACUACACGAUGUUGAUAUGCAGGUCACCAUGUCUGAAGAGCAUAAUCAGACUUGCACUGAUUGCAAUAGAGGAGAAAACAACACUGAUGUUAUCCUAGAUGGUAGCAGUACAAAAACAUUUUUUGUCAAGUAUUUCCCAAAUCCAGACGUAUCCGUUGUAGAGGGCAGUUGUCAGACAGUUAGGCAGCCUUCUGAGCCACAAAAACCAGUAUUUGAGAAGCUCUGUAUGUUGGAGACAGAGUCUUGUGUGGAUGUUGCUCUCAAAGAGAGCAAUAAAUUGAAGCGCAAAAAGCAAGAACCAUCUGAAAUCUUGACUGUUUCCACCAAGACGGCUGCCCAGGUGAUGCAUGCCAAGCUAUCCAAGAGGAUGUUUCAAGGUAAAAGAAGAAUAAAGACUCUCAAAGAUAAACCAACUCAGCCAGUUCUUGCAAAUGCUGAUACUUCUGUGCCAACAAAAUGCUCAAGUGAGACUAUAAAUAAAAUCAGGCAAGAGAUGGGUCCUCCUCUGCCCCCCUUGCUACUGCCUUUGAUUGCUACUCCUCCAAAAGCAUGUACCAUGUCCCCAGUGAUGUCCUCUGCUGGUCGAGCCUCUUUGCUUUCCCCUCUUGAGGACCUGAUAUCCCCACUACGUGAAACUCCUGUUCCUCCUCUCAUGUCUCCAUUAACAGAUACUCCAACAGUAAAAUCUGCUCUUUUAUUUUCUCCUCCCUCACCCUCAGAAAUGGCAGUAGGUCGAAGGAUUCACUCCUCACCUUUGAAGUUUUGUACUUCUAUUCCAAAGCAUGCCCUUCCUGUUCCAGGAAGAUUACCUCUAUUGGCAGCUGACAGUACUGCUCCAGGUGCUCCUCAGGAGAACUCUGUGAAAAUUUUGGACACUAUGUAUCCUGAGCUGUCUGCCAGAGCAAGGACAUUAAACAUACUGAAAGGCAAUAUUCAGCUUAACCGAUGUGCUUUUUCAGACAGCCAAAGUCUGCCAGGAUCUGUGGCUCAGAUCGGUGGGUUCAAAGAAAUUGCGUCUACAUCAACUGCUUUUGUGAAAACUGGGAGCAAUUUAAAAUCCGAUAGUGGCAAAGAUCAAGACAAAGAUAUGCAAAAUCAGCAAUUGUUUUCAAGCUCAUCACAUCAGCUUGAAAAACGGACCUUGUUGCCAGUGUCUAUGCCAAGAAGUGCAAAGAGACUGAGGUUGGACAGUGAACCACCAAAGCUGGAGCCCAGUGAUAUUGCUGCUAUUGGAAAUACUAAAAAUACAACCUCUGAGGUGCAGGAGGCUUUCCAUGACAAAAGCUGUGAAAUCAGUGAUUCAGCACAGAGUUCCAGUGUAGAAGCAUCACUACCAGUAAAGAAUGCUAUUGAUCCUGACUGCCAGGAAGUGUCUUUGGCAUUGAAGAAGAUUGCUGAAUCCUGUUUUGACUUGUUACCAGUUAUUAAAGGUCAUAUGUAUGCUGGUAAUAUCUCAAAGAUUCCAAUAAUGAGAGAUGAAGAGAAAGAAGUUGUCUAUGAAUUUGGUAUUAAAAACAAGGUAGCUGGCUUGGACCUUCUGGUUCCUCAUGAGGCCAACACUCAGGCUCCCCAGUAUCUGCAGCAUUUAGCAGAGUCCUUGCUGCAUGCUAUUCUCAAUAAACUCAAGGCUCAGAAGAAUGCCACGAACUACAAUUUCAAUCAGGCUCUGUGUCGAGUCUAUACGGGAAUUUGUCGACAGCUGGGAGAUAUGGAAAGAGCCCGCCUUUUCUGCUAUAGCCUACUUAAAGAAGACUUUCCAGACGCCGAAAAAAUGAUUUUAUUUAUCACAAACAUAUGGUCUGACAUAUUUGUCUUCCAAGGUGCAAUUAACAAAGCUAUGCAAUUAGUUGUCAGGCAGAGUGCAAGCAGCGAGAUGCUGGCCUGUAUGAGCGCUUAUCUCAGCUGGGAACAGAGUUCCUCUUUAGAUGCUGGUAUUAUGGUCUCAAACCUGCUUUUAGAAAUGCAGUCAUGUCCAAAAAUAGAAUUCCAGCUAAGUGAGCAAUAUGGAGAAGAUCUGAGUGAAGAUGCUUGGCAGUAUGUAUUUGCUGUUGAUCUACUCUGCUCCCACCUGAAGUGGGACUGGACACAUGACAAUGUUAUAAGCAAAGUGCUUUGGCCAUCCAUGGAUAAAUGGAUAAAAAAGAGAAAGGGGCAUGAAACUGCUCAAUCCGUUCCUGAUAGUGUUAUAGCAUUGACACUCAGGCUAAUUGGUCGAUUGGGCCAAAUAGGUUUGAAGGAAGGAUGUCUUGCUGCAGUGAAGAAUGUCAGUUCUGUAAUUGGACUGUUUGUACGGCAUGCAAAAGAUGAAGGUGUUCCCUGGGGUGUGCAGCUGGCAGCUGUAUAUUCACUGUGUGACUUGGGUGCAAGCAAUCCAGAAGGUAUUGUUGAGACCAUCCAUGCUUGGAGAGCAACAGUUCUUAACAACAUCCCUUCUGCUGUCACAAGUGGCAUAGCUGAAAUCACCUGUCUGUGUAAAAUGGAGCUAAACUAAAAUGUAGGGAAGUGGACUGAUCUAAAGGAAGAAGUGCCUUAUUUUACUAAGCAGUAGUUGGUUCCAGUUAAAAACAAUACAAAGUGGUGUGUCCGCUUUUAUUCUUUUAACAGAAUGUCUGCUCACACAAAGUAAGCUCAAGUAUUUUAAUUGGCUUUUCUGUUUGAGGGAAGAGUUUUAAAAAAAUAAAUAAAAAGACUUGCUUUUCCUAAUAGCUGAUCAGUGAUCUGAAAACCAGUACAUUUGUGAUGCCUGAGGUAUUUCUGGUUUGAUGUCAAUAAAAAUAAAUAAUAGUUUCCAUUAUUUUACUCCCAUCAAUUUGGAGCAUGGACUGUUUGACACCACAGAAGAUUGAGCCUGGCUGAAAAGCCAGCUCUGUGAUUUUGUACUGUAUUUAUAAAGUAACCAUUCAAACAGCAGAACUUUGCCCAGAUUCUGCUUGAGUAGUCCUCAUAAACUUAAUUUAAAAUAGUUGUGUAAGACAGGUAGGAAUUGACUUCUUGUGUAACAAUCAUGUAUAGAGUAACAGAGAUAUUAAAUCUCUGAACUUGUGUAUAUGGUAUAUUCUGAUAAUGUGUCUCACAUUUGAUGUUGUUCCAGUUGGGGAAUUUUGUGUAUGUAAAUAGAAUGUUGGUUCAAAAAAAGUUCACAUUUCUAAUGAUAGCUUCACUACACUCUGUGUUUUUGUAUCUUUCGUAAUAAAAGAAGCAAACUCCA
Falco peregrinus (peregrine falcon) is the source of this 7642-nucleotide messenger RNA. RefSeq names its product interactor of little elongation complex ELL subunit 1 (gene ICE1). NCBI's taxonomy places the organism in Eukaryota, Metazoa, Chordata, Aves, Falconiformes, Falconidae. The record is from RefSeq and is a predicted model, not a curated record. Bases 248 to 6925 code for a protein of 2225 amino acids. The transcript is spliced from 21 exons.